Molecule: messenger RNA, 498 nt
Organism: Closterium sp. NIES-67
Lineage: Eukaryota; Viridiplantae; Streptophyta; Zygnematophyceae; Desmidiales; Closteriaceae
Source: the annotation of a GenBank genome assembly
AUACGAUUUAUUUCAUGCUCCAAGUACUGGUUCGUUCGCUUUCUCACCUUUCGUACAGCAGCCGCAGUCGCAGCAGUUUCAGCAUCCUUUCUAUAUCUUCGGUCGUUCCCCUGCUCAGCAGCAACAACAGCAGUAUCAGCAACCACAGCAAGUACAGCAACAUCAACAACAACAACAACAACAACAACAACAACAACAACAACAACAACAACAACAACAACAACAACAACAACAACAACAACAACAACAACAACAACAACAACAACAACAACAACAACAACAACAACAACAACAACAACAACAACAACAACAACAACAACAACAACAACAACAACAACAACAACAACAACAACAGCAACAGCAACAACAACAGCAACAGCAACAACAGCAACAGCAACAACAGCAACAGCCAGGCAUUGUUUUUCAGCCUCCAAAUUUACUUAACAAUACUCAGAUCAAGACAACCUUGAUGUUUCAGAAACAGAUUUCGAUACACGA